Ictalurus furcatus (blue catfish) is the source of this 3853-nucleotide messenger RNA. RefSeq names its product serine/arginine-rich splicing factor 7. Gene Ontology annotation, biological process: mRNA splicing, via spliceosome. Lineage: Eukaryota; Metazoa; Chordata; Actinopteri; Siluriformes; Ictaluridae. Gene Ontology annotation, cellular component: nucleoplasm; cytoplasm; ASAP complex. Gene Ontology annotation, molecular function: zinc ion binding; RNA binding. The record is from RefSeq and is a predicted model, not a curated record. The transcript has 8 exons. The coding region runs from base 204 to 866 and encodes 220 amino acids.
CUUCUCCUUGGUGUGAAGCCAAAAGCAGUUGGGUAGUUGUUCUUCCCACUGCAGCGGGAAAGCUACAACCAGCUUCUCGCUGCUGUAUGUCUAGCUAAUAUUACUCAUUAGCUUUGAAAACGAACGUCAUUCUCGGUGUACAUUUUUUAAUGUUCAUCUUGGAAGUCAGGACAUACUAAUUAACAUAAAGAGUAAGGAGAGAGAUGUCGUACUACUCAUCAUCGUCAUCUCGCAGUUCCUCCAGAAACUUGGAGUGUAAGGUGUAUGUGGGAGAUCUAGGAGGAGGAGCUGCUAAAGGAGAAAUUGAAAGGGCUUUUGGCUACUAUGGCCCUUUGCGCAGCGUUUGGGUGGCCAGGAACCCUCCUGGUUUUGCUUUUGUGGAAUAUGAAGAUGCCAGGGAUGCAGAGGAUGCAGUGAAAGGAAUGGAUGGAAAGCUACUGGGUGGCUCUCGGAUUCGCGUGGAGCUGUCCACUGGCAUGUCUAGGAAGAGCCGAUAUGGCCGAUCCAGCCGCCGUCCAUUUGAUCCAAAUGAUAGAUGCUAUCAGUGCGGAGACAGGGGACACUAUGCUUACGACUGCUACCGCUUCAGCAAGCGAGGACGUCGAAGCAGAUCCCGGUCUCGAUCUCGCUCCAGAUCAAGGAGCCGCCGCAACCGUUCACGAUCUCGAAGCCGCAGCUAUAACCGGAGGCACCGUUCUCCAUCUUAUUCAAAACGCAGGAGCAGGUCUGGCACUCCAGCUCGCUCAAAAUCGAGGACUCCUGCUCGGAGUCGCUCUCGGUCACGCUCUCGAUCUGGAUCUGCCUCGCGCUCUCGCUCCAGAUCCAGGUCCCACUCUCGCAGCCUUAAGAGGCGCAGAUCCAGUUGAUUAGCUACAGAGAGUGAACGAGAUCACCCGCCAAAACAAAAAGAAAGCAAGCACAAAUCUGUCUUGAUCAGACUCCGGUGACCAAAUGCUGCAGGCUGUUCUUGUUUUUUCUUAAAGAGUGCGGGAGUGGAAGGCACUGACCAGGGCUCGUCCUUGCCAUGUUAAACGUCCUCCAGGAGGGUGACAAAAGAGCUUACCCGAGAUCAGCCUCCUGCCGCGCUGCUUUAAAGAGAUCGUCCAAGGGCAUCCUGCGCGUACUCAGUUUUCCACCCGCCCCACUCCCAUCCCAUGCACUACUACUGCAGACCAGAAAUGCUGGGCUGAGAGUUUUGGGCUCCCCCCCUCCCCCCUUUCCCUUUUUUCCUUCAAAGCUCUGGCUACAUGAUUAGCUUCUGAGAAGGGUGUGUGAGAGAAAAAGAGAGACGAGAGAUCAGUCUACAAGACCUCUGCGAGUGUGUCUUCGAGUUCUAGCAUCCGUCGCUUCUCUGUAUGUUGUUUCCGCCACUGUCUGCAAAGGUAACCAACCCAAGAGUUACUGUCCUUCUUGAUAUGAGCCCUGGUUCUAAUAAGGCCAGAUUCUCUUUAAACCUUUACUUAAUGCUAAACAUGUGCAGAGCAUAUUAUGAUUAACACCCUGUGAGAGUGAGUGUGUGUAGCUGUGAGAGUGAGUGCAACUGUAAGGGAAACCCACAUGGUUUCGUGUGUGUGUUUUUAGAAGUCUAACUCUGGUUUAGAGAAAUGAAUUGGAUUUUCUGGAUAAUGUGGUACUGUUAAAUAGAGAAGGGAUUUAGAAAUUUUGUAGAUGGCUCAUGUGAGAUGGUGGCACUCUUGGGUUCUAAAAUGGUCUAUCAGUAGGUGAAGCAGUCUCGACCCCGUUGCAGCCAGCAGCAAUUUGCUUCAAGCAACUCAUCACUUUAAAGAAAUAUUACAGCAUUUUCUGAUACACCUCAUCUGUAGCAUAUGUGUCUGUAACACAUUUCCCUGUGACUAGGAAAAGAACAGCAACCUGCGUAUGCAAAAAUUGCUUAUAAUAGAAGGCUAAAGGCAGUUGGCGAAUUCCAUCAAUAAAUAUUUAUGACAAUCUUUGUAGAAGAUUCACUUUGUCAUGAAUUUUUUGUUGUGCAGUUCUGAUCUCACACCAUAAAACCUUUAUACCACAAAAAUCCUAGUAAGUAGGCAGAUUGACUUUUUAUUGUUUUAGCAUUUGAAUAAUAUUGUAAAACCAUCUUGGGUAAGAUUUUCUGGCAUGUUUGUCUCACCUUAAUUUUGGUGAACAUUUGGGUGGACAAAUGAUAAAUUUAUUAGCGAGCCCAUCUGGUAAGUGAAAGCCCAACUGUGCCACCCACAUCUGUUUAUUUAUUUUUUUUAUUUUUUAUUUUUUUUUGCUUGCUUGGAAACCUAAUUGACUAUGCUAAAAAUGGUAACUAACAAUGUAUAUACCGUAUAACAUAUAACCAGCUAGUUAGUUAAGUGCAUGAAUACAAACUAAACAAAGCAAAUUAAGUUUAUGAUUAUUAUAAGACGAACUUUAUUGAUCCCCAAGGAAAUUUGGAAAGGAAGUUGCUCAAGACAAUACAAAACGGUGAAGAUAACGAUUAAUAAAUUUUGAAAAAAAAGAUGGAUACUUUAAGACAUAAUAGUAAGAAAACAGAAAUAGUUUUUUAAACACUGCAAAAAUAUAAUGUAGUAAUACAUUUUAAAAUUAAUAGUAGAGUUUGUCUUUUUCUGGUAGUUGGACCUACUUUUCUGCAGGCCACUAUGAAUAAAAAACAAAUUUAUUAAGACAGAAUCUGCUUGAUUCAAGCACAUGUUUGCCUCACACCUCCGGAUUUGGGGGUUCGAGUCCCGUAUCCAUCCUCUGUGCAUGGAGUUUGCAUGUUCUCCCCAAGCUUGAGGGGUUUCCUCUGUGUACUACGGUUUCUUCCCACAGUCCAAAUACAUGCAUUGUAGGUUGAUUGGCGUUUCCAAAUUGUCUGUAGUGUGUGAAUGGGUGUGUGAAAGUGUGUGUGAUUGAACCCUGUGAAGGGUUGGCACCCAGUCCAGAGUGUUCCCCGCCUUGGGAUAGGCUCCAGGCUCCCUGCAGCCCUGUGUAGGAUAAGCGGUAUGGAAAAUGGAUGGAUGGAUGUUUAUUGAGAGCAUUUAACAUCUGCCAUUUGACCUUCAUUAUGAUUAAACAGUUUUUCAUUCUUUUAUCAGUACAGAGAAAUGUAUCAGUGCUAAUUACACAUGCCCUACAGAUGCAGAGGAGUCUGAUUAGAAAUAUGCUGGAGUAUUUCUUUAAUUUUGUUUUUCAGUGCUCAGCUGCUUUCCAAGUGUUUAACAUUUACAACUAUAUGACAGAUUUAAACAGGACAGUUUCAGUAUUUCUUAAGCUUUCAGUACCAGUGUUUUGUAGCUCAUGAUGUUUUACGGUUCUUUUAUAUCUAGAUAUGUUGUGUAGUUCUCAAGCAGCACUGAAAGAGGUCAAGAUCAAACAUUGGAAUAAGAGCCAUCCAGGAGGAAUAUGGUUGAAGCCGUGCUAAGUUCAUUUAUUAUUUUGUAAGUGUUGGAUAUAUACAUAUUCUCCUCACUGAAGGGCUCUUUCUCUGUGUUCCAGUCAUUCCAGGUCCCCCAGCCCGAAAAAAAGCCCCACAUCUUCCGGUGAAGAUCGAGUGGAGAAGAACUCCUAAACACAAAUCACUUAUCCACCUUUUUUUUUUGCACCCUGUUUUUCGUCACAUGAAUCUUAUACAAUCAUGGAAUCUGUUCAGUUCUGCUUGUCUGAAAGAAUUUAUUCACUCUAAUAUGUUUACCUUAAAAUUAUUGAUUGUUUAGCAUAAAUGAUUUCCCUCCUUGAUUUAUAAAUUGACACUUGUAUAUUUUUGCUUUACAUAUUAAUUAGAAAGAAAUGAUAGUACUCAAAAUGACUGUACUGAGUUUUCUGUUUUGCCUGUAAGUUUACACUGGAAAUGAAAAAAACUAAUAAAGUGUUCUAGCAUGACACAAGA